This is a messenger RNA of Prorocentrum cordatum, 526 nucleotides long. Lineage: Eukaryota; Dinophyceae; Prorocentrales; Prorocentraceae. The record is from the annotation of a GenBank genome assembly.
AGGCCCGCUCCUUGGCCACGGCGGCAGGCAGCGUCGUCGACCAGGUGGUCGAUGAUUUCGGCGGCGAGAGCAUUACGGAGGGCACCGUCAUGGAGUACAAGAAGCAGGUCGGGGAAUUCGUGGCGAAAGGGGACAUCAUCGCGGUCAUCGAGACUGACAAGGUCACCAUCGAGGUGAGCGCGAUCGAGUCGGGGACCAUCAAGGAGGCGCUCGUCCCCACGGACGGCACCAUCGCCAAGGGCCAGGUCCUGGUCAGGAUCGAGGCGGGUGCGGGCGGCUCAGGAGCGCUGCCCGCCGCGGCCCCGGCUCCCGCGGCGGCGGCGCCCGCCGCUGCGCCAGCCGGCGCGGGCAAGAUCCUGGAGCAGGCGGUGACCGACUUCGGCGCCGAGAGCAUCACGGAGGGCACGCUCAUGGAAUGGAGGAAAAAGGUUGGCGACCUCGUGGCGAAGGGCGAGCUCCUGGCCGUCGUAGAGACGGACAAGGUGUCCCUGGAGGUGAAGGCCGAGGAGGCGGGCGUUGUCAAGGA